AAGCAGGGUAGGCAAAUGCCGUAUUUCCGCUUUGGAUGAAUUGUGAUGAUUAACCCAUCAGCAUUUCAACUAGAUGGAGUGUAUGCAUGGGCUUAUACUGAAUGUGUUCCUGUGGACAUGAUUGGAAAGUACGCAUUUGUCAUACGUUUCAGGAAGGCAACUGUUGUGCGGAUUGAUUCGUUAAUUAUGAUCAUGGCUUUGGACUUGCGCUCGUUUAUUAUAAAAAGGAAAACCCUUACGGUUGGCAAUUUGCAGUCAAGCCAGGAGCCAACAAGGAGUCAACCCAAAGAUACAGGUUAGAAGGAAGAUUUUGGUUGGCUAAAAGAUUAGGGUCAUGCUGAUUCUACUCUCUCUCUCUCUCUCUCUCCCUCUCUCUCCCUCUCCAUAUGUGUCAUGCUGCAAUUGGUGACAUGUAGAAAGAUGGCGGAAACAUGAGAGACUAAUCCAAUGGCAAGGUGCCGUCUAUUCCGCCAACUACAAAAUCAAACAAGCCCCUAAAAUCGUGCACCCACGACACCUACGCGCAAGGAACACCAUAGACAAGAAAAAGACGCAGCCUUUCAUCUCCCUCUCAUAUCUCUUCAAUCAAAAUUUAGAUUUCAUUUUCCUCCUUUUCUAUUUUGUUGGUUGUGUUCUUUUGGAUUCAAUCUCUUAAGGUUGUCUCUUGGAGUUCUAUGAGGAAGUUGUGUCCAAAUUAUGAUAGGGAAGAUGCGCUUGACACCGUCUUGGAGGUACCUAUACCGGAAGAGAUGUUCACAAAAAUGGGCAACAAUUCAGCUUCCCGUUGGCAAAACAUGCGUGCAUUGAUGAAUGCUCAAGCUGCUGCUGAUAAAUCAACCCAUCUCCAAUCUAAAUCAAAUACUGAAUUCAUAGCAUUGCUUAAGCUUGUUGGCUCUCCUCUUAUCCCUUUUCAGGCCCACCCUGACCAGCCUCUCACUCGUCCUCUCAAAGAUUGUUCCAUUGGAGCUUCUACCGCAAAAUAUAUAGUACAACAAUAUAUAGCAGCAAUUGGAGGACCAUUGGCGCUGAAUUCAGUGAAGAGCAUGUAUGCAGUAGGGCAGGUUAAGAUGGCUGCAUCAGAAAUGCACCAAGGUGAUGACAGUGUGCACGCAGAAGGCAAGUCUGAGGUUGGUGGAUUUGUACUAUGGCAAAAAAACCCUGAUUUAUGGUACCUAGAACUAGUUGUUUCUGGUUACAAGGUUAGUGCAGGCAGUGAUGGCAAGGUUGCUUGGAACCAGUCCUCUUCUCAGGCCUCUCAUGCUAAUAGAGGUCCUCCAAGACCCUUGCGGCGGUUCUUCCAGGGAUUGGAUCCAAGGUGCACUGCCAACUUGUUCUUAGAAGCAGUAAGCAUUACAGAGAAGAAAGUGAGCAAUGAAGACUGCUUUGUACUCAAGCUCGAGACCGACUCGAACACCCUUAAAGCUCAAAGUUCUUCCAACACAGAAAUUGUACACCAUAUAAUAUGGGGCUACUUCAGCCAAAGAACAGGACUCCUUGUCAAAUUCGAGGAUACGAAGUUAGUGAAGAUGAAACCGAUUAAAGGAAAUGAUGAUGUGUUUUGGGAGACAAGUAUGGAGUCAGUGGUUGGAGAUUAUAGAUAUAUUGAAGGCAUCAAUGUAGCACAUAGUGGAAAGACUACAGCAACACUCCACAGAUAUGGAGCAUCACAUAAUCAUAAGAGGAAAAUAGAGGAAACAUGGAUGAUUGACGAAGUUGAUUUUAAUAUAUGUGGGUUGUCAAUGGAUUGUUUUUUACCUCCUGCUGAUCUAAAGAGAGAACAGGAGGGAGGAGAGCAGUGACCAAAUUACAUUCAUUUUUUUAUUUUUUUUUGGAAUAGGGGAACAGAAAUGUGAGUUAAAGAUCGCAGGUUGAAGGGAAAUUCCCUGUACAAGUAGGAAAGUGGAAAAUUUCUUAUAGAGGAGAAGAGUGCUGGAAACAAGAGAGAAAAGUCUUGUUCUUGUUUAGAAAAA
Populus nigra (black poplar) is the source of this 1970-nucleotide messenger RNA. RefSeq lists its product as uncharacterized. Bases 675 to 1799 code for a protein of 374 amino acids. The record is from RefSeq and is a predicted model, not a curated record. Lineage: Eukaryota; Viridiplantae; Streptophyta; Magnoliopsida; Malpighiales; Salicaceae. The transcript has 3 exons.